AAGCAAGAUUCCUGAUCCCAAGGAGAGUUGAUUUAGAAGAGGCGCUACUACACUGACUUCAAUUGCAUUCAGGAAAACAGACAGGUUCUUCCUUUGGAGUGGGAAGGUAGUUGAAAAAACAAAUAGCUAAUAUACAGCUAUAGAAAGGAUUUUUAUAAUAAAGGAUGUGCCAGAAGACUUUGCUACUGCUGCUUUUCUGUUACAAUGCUUAUGCGACUGUGAGCCCAAGGUGGAGCAGAGCCAUGCUUUUCCCAGCUGCUCAGCGGUAUAAGAGAUCGUUAUCUGCCCUCGUGAGCCCGGUGCUGCAGAACUCACUGGAUGAUGUGGACAUGCUUUUCGAGUUUCUUUUAGCUGAGCUUGAAAUUGACAAAGGCCUGAAGAUCUCCAUCAAAGACGAGGAGCUGGCUUCACUGAGGAAAGCCAAAGAAUUUGACACUAUCUGCAAUGACAUUAUCCCCAAGAGCAUCACAGAGAUUCGACGGUUGAGUGUCAGGCUGUCUAAUUACCCAACGGUCCUAAAGAAGGAAGAUUUUGAAAGAACAGUGUUGACCAUGGUCUAUACUGCCUACAGGGCCGCUCAGUCUCGGAAACACCAGAAGGCUGUUUGGGCCGAAUCCUUCAUCAGUCUCUACAAGGCCCUCAAGCAUGACUUGAUGUUCUCACACAGCAAAAAGCCAUUGCACUAAAGGAGUUUAUACACCAAGAAUGCAACAAGCUCUGCUGAUAAAGUGGUUCUGCUAUGUGUCUUUUUCCUCUGUAAACAAUUUGUCUAUGUGCAAAGAUUUUUUAUUCUCUUCCGCCCCCUAGUGGUAUCCUGUUACAGAACCAUGAUAAGCAGGAAAAACAUCUUCAGGGGAGUCCAUACCUCCCAAUGAAUGAGGUAGGGGUGUGUGUGUGUGUGUGUGUGUGUGUGUGUGUGUGUGUGUGUGUGUGUGUGUGUGUUGUUAUUCCCAAAAGAUGGAGGAAGGGAAUGUUCAUCUGGAAAGUUUGGAACCCCUCUCCUGUUUGGAAAGUAAUAGAUAUUUGGAAGUCUCAUUAAACAAGUCUAUACCUGGUGUAAUAUCAGUGAAGUUAAUGGCUUUGUCUAGGAUGAUUGUGACCUGAAAUACCCUGGGGGUGAAGGGAGUGUGCUCUGGUAACUAGUCUGCCAAGGAAGCUCAGAAGGACAGUGUACUGGGGAAUUCAGGCUAGAAAAAAUAUACUAGCUUUGCUGCCAUCUAAUGGGGUCUAAAGAGACAGAAAGAGAGACACAGGCCCCCAGAAAAUGAAGAAGAAUCAUGGAAAGUAGAGCUUGGAGACUAUGGCAAGAAUAAAAUAAUCAAUGUUCUUGCAAGUAAAACCGGUUGACUUGUUUCCCAAGUACUGACAACCUAUCUUAAUCUCUUGUUCACAGUUGAGCCAGUUUUUAUUCACCAGAAAGAUCACAUAGCUAUUAACGUGUGCAGUCUCCCCACACGAGCUUUCACAGUCAGUCUAUAAAGGUCCUGCCAUUAUUUGCACAUGGUUCUGAGCCUCCCAUGUGUUAUCAACUGCAGGAUCAGAACCUAAAUUAAUUUAACAAAUACAAUUUUUUCAGCGUAUCCCUGUAACUCAGUUGCUGAACCAAUCUCCUGCUUCAGAAUAUCCCUGAACUUCCUAAACAGUGGAAACCCCCCAUAUUUUGUGCAUUACUUUGCAGCUUGGCUCACCUUUGCCCGUUUGGAUCAUCUUUGCUUGUAUCUCUGCGCGUAUGAGGGAGAGAGUGUGUCUAUCUUAGGUCAUUCAAUCAGGGAGCAACCGUGGCAUGCCAUACGAUUUAAGUGAUCGGUCAUGUGGUGAGAACUGUGAAUGCAGAAUGAAAAACAUUCAUGCUGACUUGAUUGUGAACAAAUCAUAGGCUAAAAUUUGUACAAAUGAUUUAACAAGCAAUUGCAAAUUAUGAACAAAGGCCUUCUGUGGACACUUCAUGGAGAGAGGAAAGGACUAUAUUCGUCAGCUAAAUUAUUUACAAUAGGCAGUUCAACCUGUUCUAACGGCAGUAACCUAAGGUUUGAAAGCUGUGCGCUAAUGCUGUUUAUCUACCUAUGCUAGCUAAUUUUGGCAUGUUUCACUAUGGUAUCUGAGCACUUCUGACAUGCUGUUACCCCUUUAAUAUAUGCACCUGUGGUCUCUCACACACUCCACUCAGUCUUUCUCCCUUUAAUUCCCCCAGGCAGAAGUUGCAUAGGAGCAAUGGUAAACAGAGAAGGGGGCAGGGUUCUUCAUUUUGGAAGGGAGGUGGUAAGAAAUAAGGAGUAGAGUUUCUGCACUUUGCUUAAUAUUCUAAACUUUCUAAACAGAGACAGGCCCAAACCAAACCCAGCAAGAGAAACAGUGGUGGUUGGAUUUUAAGGACCAAGUGCCAAGUCCCACGCUGCUCCUUUUCCAUCACUCAGGCCAUGUGCAAAGAGAAGAAGUCUCCUGCAUGUCCCCUACUGUGGUGCUAUUCCACUGGGAGGGUGAUUCCUCAGUAAAUGUGCAGCUGAUACAGACACUUCCUUCUCUGCAGCUUUCAUUGCAAGCAGGGUUUGGGGGACAGUUAAGGGCAAGCAGUUUGAGCAGUUAAGACAAUUAAGUCUCAGUUUGACAAAGCCCUGGCUGGGUUGAGUUAGUUGAGAUUGGUCCUGUCUUGGGCAAGGGGCUGGACUCGAUGACCUCCUGAGGUCUCUUCCAGCCCUAGGAUUCUAUUAUUCUAAGCAGGGGAAGCUAGCAGAGCACAAUGUACUCUGGCAGUCCAUGGCUGGUGAAUGGCCACUGCGGGAUCAUUACCUGCUGGUGCUGUUUAGGGUCUGCCAAAGUUAUUAACAGCUGAAAAUAGGGUUUUCUAUUGGUUAGUGGGAGGCAUCUUUAACAAGAGGUGUAACUAAUUCCAUUUGUGUGUGAAAGAAUAUUCACACGCAAAACCAGCAUGCAGAGCAUCCUUUAAAACAGGGGUGGGGAACCUCAGGCCUUGGAGCUAGAUGCGGCCCCCAGCUUGCCUGAAUCUGGCCCCCACAGUUCAGGGAUCACCCCAGUAUUGUGGAGGCUGCACAGGCGCUCCAGCCCCAGCACUGCCAUACUGCAGGGCUGGUGAACAUAAAAUCUACUAUGCUGGCCCUCCUAGGCUCUGGUGUGGGAGGAGAAUGUGGGGAGCGUCCCCUCAGUUGGAGGCCACAUCACCACCACAAGCAGGCCAGUAGAUGUCUCACAUGUAAUGCCUUUUCUGCACCACUCUGGGAAAUCAUACUCACAUACUGCAUAGACUUGUGGAUUACUCUUUUUUUUCCCCCAGUGGGACUGGAAUGGGAGCGCCAGAUAUAUCCCUUCUUAAAAGCAAAUACAAACUAUCUAUGUUUUUUUCCUUUAUAAAAUUACCCUGUUGUAUAAUUAAUUUACUCAUGGAGGCCAAUUGUCAUGAGUGUUCACCUUGUUUUUAUUCUGUGUGACUAUUCCAUUCCCUAGAGUGACAUCUGCUGGGAGAGUCUGGAACUAGAGCAUUCAGGAGCUCCCACCACAGCUCCUUGUCCUAUCCUCUUUCCUCCGGUGACAACAACCAGGAUUGGGGCAAGCAGGUUUUAAGUAGAAUUAUCUACACAGAGAAGUCUCCCCCACCAGGUGGCAUUAUACUGCACACCAAAUUCAUCUGCUAGGGAACAUAGUAAGCAUCUUGGAAAAUUAUCCGUACAAAUGUUACUCAGAACAUCCUUCCAUUCUCUAUGGAUAACUGCGCCUUACAAAUGACCUUUUAUUUCUUUACUGUUAAAUUAAGUUUUCUUGAGUUUAUCCCCUAUACCUGCCCCAGUUGCUGUAGAUAAUGUAACAAAGGAGAAAUAAUAUUGUUGUCACUUGGCUUGCCCAAGUGUAUUUAAUACAGAAUCAUUAAUGAAGUAAUAAAACCCUGACUGAGAACUAUUUGACUGUCUGGUGCAUUUGCUAAAGGAAGUAACUCCACUGUGGAUGUGUGGCAACUUGCAAGUGUAACAUGCCCUUAUUUCAGGAGCUGAUUUGCUAUUUAACUACCCUGCAGCAUGUCCCCAAUCCUUGGAUAUCUUUCAGUCUGUGGAGCUUCAUUCACACAAAGCAUAACCAUUAGAGAUGGGCAGGAAAUAGGAUUUUUUUUCAACAGGCUAUUCCAACGCUUUGAAACUCAUUUCCAUUUUUAAUUGUUUCAAAAAGCAUUAAAAUGUCAUUUUAUGAUGCAAUGUUGUAAUAUAAAAAUGUUAAAUAUAAUAGAUGUA
Pelodiscus sinensis (Chinese soft-shelled turtle) is the source of this 4235-nucleotide messenger RNA. It is a transcript of the gene FAM180A, whose product is annotated as family with sequence similarity 180 member A. The record is from RefSeq and is a predicted model, not a curated record. Lineage: Eukaryota; Metazoa; Chordata; Testudines; Trionychidae.